AUGACGAAUAGUGGAAUGAAAGGCUGUUUACCGGACGAAAUCGGGAAUUUGGAUAAGGUGACAGUUUUUGAUGUUAGUUUUAAUGAGUUUGUUGGUGAAUUGCCUGACUCUAUUGGUAAAAUGAAGAGUUUGGAAGAGUUGAAUGUGGCGCAUAAUCGAUUUUCUGGUGUGGUUCCGGAGAGUAUAUGUAGGUUGCCAAGGUUGGAGAAUUUUACUUAUUCUUAUAAUUUCUUUAGUGGUGAAUCGGAAAGUUGUGUUAAGUUGGGUAAUGGUAAUCAUAAGGAUGAUAAGAAGAAUUGUAUUCCUUAUAGGCCUUUGCAAAGGUCUAUUUAUGAAUGUCAAGUUUUUUAUGAACAUCCUCUUCAUUGUACUGGUGUUGGUUGUUCUUUUACAACUCUGUCACCUCCUCCUCCGCCACCUCCUCCACCGCCACCUCCUCCGCCACCACCUCCACCACCGCCACCUCCACCUCCUCCACCACCACCUCCCCCACCUCCACCACCUCCCCCUCCUCCUCCGCCACCACCUCCCCCACCGCCACCUCCUCCUCCACCGCCACCGCCUCCCCCUCCUCCUCCGCCACCACCUCCCCCACCGCCACCUCCUCCACCUCCCCCUCCUCCAGUAGCUUACUACCAUUAUCUCUAA
Trifolium pratense (red clover) is the source of this 648-nucleotide messenger RNA. RefSeq names its product leucine-rich repeat extensin-like protein 6. Bases 1 to 648 code for a protein of 215 amino acids. Gene Ontology annotation, molecular function: protein binding. Lineage: Eukaryota; Viridiplantae; Streptophyta; Magnoliopsida; Fabales; Fabaceae. The record is from RefSeq and is a predicted model, not a curated record. The transcript has a single exon.